GGUGAACGGAAAACAGUAGUCACGAACACCGGAGCUCUGUUCUCUUCUCCUAAUUUCCAUUCUCUCUAUAAACCCAAAAACCCACCCGAUAUUUCCACCAGGAACAAAGCAUCCCCUGUUCAGGCCUAAUUCCGGGUCGGGGUCCACAAUCUGUUCCAUGUUUUCCGAGUUUCGGUGUGGAAUUCGGGCAGGAGAAGGAGGGGGAAAGUAUACGCAGAUGUUAGAGAAAUGCCGGAGUCGAUACGGGAAUCGGUGAAGUUUAAAGAUGGGUUAGAAGAUAUAGUUUUGAGUGCGGGGGAUUUGGAGGGUUCGAUUCGAUCCCGUGGCGGGACCAGUUCCCGAAACGUUCGUCAUCUUUCUUCUGCGAUUGCUGGUGGCAUAUGGACUGAUACAGUGGGUGGGAAGUCAGUCCUGGCUUUUGGCGUAGUUUGGUGGUCUAUUGCUACUGUUCUUACUCCUGUUGCUGCCAAUAUUGGGUUGCCAUUCCUACUUGUUGUUCGUGCUUUCAUGGGAAUUGGUGAGGGUGUUGCUAUGCCUGCCAUGAAUAAUAUUCUGUCGAAAUGGGUUCCUGUAGCCAAAAGAAGCAGAUCACUAGCUCUAGUAUACACUGGGAUGUAUCUUGGUUCAGUUACUGGUCUGGCCUUUUCACCUUUCUUAAUACAUAAGUUUGGAUGGCCAUCAGUCUUUUUCUCCUUUGGUUCUCUGGGAACAGUCUGGUAUGCUGUAUGGCUAAACAAGGCACACGGUGCACCUUUGGAAGAUCCUGAACUGAGGCCUCAAGAGAAGAAGCUUAUUGUUACAAAAUGUGUUUCCAAGGAACCUGUCAAAACAAUCCCCUGGAGUUUGAUCCUGUCAAAACCACCUCUCUGGGCCCUGAUUGUUUCUCACUUCUGUCACAAUUGGGGGACAUUUGUUCUUCUAACUUGGAUGCCAACAUACCAUCAUCAAAGGUGCAUUUUUUUUUUCCCUUCUCCUAAUAACACCACAGGAGGGUGGAUUGCAGAUACACUUGCGAGCGGAGGUUUAUCUGUGACUGCUCUCCACAAGAUCAUGCAAACAAUUGGAUUUCUGGGCCCUGCUUUCUUCCUCAGUCAGCUGAGCCAUGUUGAUCUUCCAGCAAUGGCUGUAUCUCUGUAUGGCAUGCGGUCAGGAACUGACGCAUUCUCACAGUCUGGCCUAUAUUCAAACCAUCAAGAUAUUGCCCUCGAUACUCUGAAGUACUGCUUGGGUUAUCCAAGACAGCAGGAGUGUUGGCAGGGGUCUUUGGAACAGCAGCAACUGGUUACAUCUUACAACAUGGUUCUUGGGAUGAUGUUUUCAGAGUUUCAGUUGGGCUCUACUUGGUUGGAACGGUCGUCUGGAACCUUUUCUCAACUGAUGAGAAAAUAUUGGAUUGACUCUCAGCUAAGCUAAAAUUUUGCAUGUGGCAUCUCAAGCCUCUGUGUUUGAGCUUAUUAUGGAAGAGUUUCAACUGAUUGAAUGCAAAGGUGAAAAAGGAGUUCAGAAUGAAUUUUGAUGAAAAGU
Messenger RNA from Rubroshorea leprosula, 1524 nucleotides. Lineage: Eukaryota; Viridiplantae; Streptophyta; Magnoliopsida; Malvales; Dipterocarpaceae. The record is from the annotation of a GenBank genome assembly.